AAUCGCAUUGACAGUAUCAGUUUAGUUACACUGUUCAGUCCAACAACAACUGCAAAAAUGUAUUUCGUUAAGGUCAUUGCCGUGAUCGCCUUUGUAGGUGUUUGCAACGCUGCCCACCAUUACUCCACCCAAAUAAAGCAUGAAGUCAAGCACGAGUACAAACACGAAGCGCCCAAGCAUGAAGAGCACAAACAUGAAGAGUACAAGCAUGAAGAACCGAAGCAUGUGGAACACAAGCACGAAGUGAAUCACGAGGUGAAGCACGCAGUGAAGCACGAGGAACACAAACAGGAGGCCGAGCACAAGCACUCUCAUAAACCAGCCAUCUCCUACACCCACAUUGAGCGCCACGACGUGCCCUCUCAUCCUCCUAAGGACUUCCACAAAUACGAUGGCCCCGCAAAGUACGAGUUCGACUACAAAGUGCAUGAUUCCCACACCGGCGACAUCAAGCAGCACCACGAGUCCCGCGACGGGCACAAGGUGGAGGGCGCCUACAGCCUGCACGAGCACGACGGCUCCGUGCGCACCGUCAAGUACCACGCUGACAAGAAGACCGGAUUCAACGCUGAAGUGAAGCACACCACCAAACACGUUGAAGAGAAACACCACCACUAA
Ostrinia furnacalis (Asian corn borer) is the source of this 618-nucleotide messenger RNA. RefSeq names its product histidine-rich glycoprotein-like. Bases 58 to 618 code for a protein of 186 amino acids. NCBI's taxonomy places the organism in Eukaryota, Metazoa, Arthropoda, Insecta, Lepidoptera, Crambidae. The record is from RefSeq and is a predicted model, not a curated record. Gene Ontology annotation, cellular component: extracellular matrix. The transcript is spliced from 4 exons.